UCGCCUUCGCCUCCGGGCCACUGCGUCCCUCCCACUGAACUGCCGGACAGAGCCCAGCGGGCCGGGCUAGGCUGGCGUCGCUGCCCGCCGCCAGGCUGGCAAGGGCCGCGGGCACCGGGCUCGGGGCUCCAGAAGCCGCCGAUGGGAAGCUGUGCUCAAAAGGGCGAGAGAAGACGCCGCGGCCACCGAUAACGCCGCGGCCACCAUGGGGAACAAGCAGACCAUCUUCACUGAAGAGCAGCUGGACAACUACCAGGACUGCACUUUCUUCAAUAAGAAGGACAUCCUCAAGCUCCAUGCGCGGUUCUAUGAGCUGGCCCCCAACCUCGUCCCCAUGGACUACAGGAAGAGUCCCAUCGUCCAUGUGCCCAUGAGCCUCAUCAUACAGAUGCCGGAGCUCCGGGAGAAUCCCUUCAAGGAGAGGAUUGUGGAGGCUUUCUCUGAGGAUGGCGAGGGGAACCUCACCUUCAAUGACUUUGUGGACAUGUUCUCUGUGCUCUGUGAGUCAGCACCCCGAGAGCUCAAGGCAAAUUAUGCCUUCAAGAUCUAUGACUUCAACACUGACAAUUUCAUCUGUAAAGAAGAUUUAGAGCUGACGCUGGCGCGACUCACUAAGUCAGAACUGGAUGAGGAUGAGGUAGUGCUUGUCUGCGACAAAGUCAUUGAAGAAGCUGACCUGGAUGGUGAUGGCAAGCUGGGCUUCGCUGACUUUGAGGACAUGAUCGCCAAGGCCCCUGAUUUUCUCAGCACUUUCCACAUCCGAAUCUGAGGACACCGCCAAGGCUACAGGGGCCUAGAAGUCCGCCCUCUGGCCUGCUGUCUGUGCAGGUGUGGUUUCCAGGCACUUCAGGAAAGGGGCUGUAGCCUCUGGGUCUCUCCUCACCCGUGGCCAUUUCCUGUGGCCCUUUCAGCAAAAAACAAAUAAAAAAACUUAACAGCGAUGAGGUUGUGGAGAGCAGGACCCUUCCCAGGGUCCCCAGUGGUUCACCCACAAGAUCAGCAGUCCCCCUGAAGGUCCUCUCAACCCCCGGCUCUCCUGCCCAGUCCUUUUCUCACCCAGCGGUGUCCUCCUAGGAGGGGAAGGUGGGAAACCUAGCAGGAGGGGUGGGGCUGGAUUGUCCAUGUGCUGGACAGACACCGAGUCACCCAGAGUGAGUGCAGAAAACAAACAGAGACGGGGUUUUGACAAGCUAUGCAAUCUUUUACUAAAACCAAGGCUGGGCUGCACCACCCCCAUCCUCCCCCAUCCUGUGCUCUCCCAAUGUGAAGCUGUAUAAGCAGUAGGUCCUAAGGGCUCUGCCCGUGUCUUGAACACUACCGCACACACCCUCCCCAAUGACAUGGUGUCACUGGUGUGUGCUGACCUCAGAUUUGUGAAUUCCUAGGAAUAAAACACUUUUGUGUCCUGCA
Messenger RNA from Mesocricetus auratus (golden hamster), 1410 nucleotides. It is a transcript of the gene Cib2, whose product is annotated as calcium and integrin binding family member 2. NCBI's taxonomy places the organism in Eukaryota, Metazoa, Chordata, Mammalia, Rodentia, Cricetidae. The transcript has 6 exons. The coding region runs from base 206 to 769 and encodes 187 amino acids. The record is from RefSeq and is a predicted model, not a curated record. Gene Ontology annotation, molecular function: calcium ion binding.